AUGUCGUUUUUUGAAGCAAUUCGAAAUACGGCAAACUCGGUAAAAGAGAAGUUCUCUGAAAGCCCAUCACCAGGUUUAACAAGAGAUGAGAGGUUUAGAUUAGAAUACAAUCUUCCCAAUGCGGAGUAUAUAUUGGAUGAUACCAGUGCUGAGAUUUCUGUCUUGAGCCCUUAUAAAGGUUUUAAAUCUGGUAAUGGAACCAGAUCACAGUUCGAAAGGUCAAUUGAGAACACAUACGUUUAUUCCGGAAGGCUAUUUUUAACUCCUCACUUUCUUGUAUUUCGUGAUUCUUUUGAUCAUAAAAGCGCCGUGCUAGUGUUGAAUAUAUCUACAGUCAAGAGGGUUGAGCGGGCCCAUAUUGCAUCAUAUGCCUUUUCGUUGCAAAUAACAUUACUUUCUGGGGCCAGAAUAAUUAUUCAAUUUAUCGGCUUAAGAUACAGGUCCGAAGAGUUCUCGCAUAAGCUCAAGGUUCAAUUGAAGGCUAAUAUUCCACAAACCAAGGAUAUGCCAGCAUUUUUGAAUUCCUUAUACUCUGAAUAUUUGAUUGAAAAGAAUAUAAGUAAAAAUCACGAUUUGAAACCCCCACCACUGGGAUUAGGACAGAUAUAUAGGUAUCCAGGAGACCCAGCAUUACAGAAGGAAAAGGCCAAGCUUAGACUGUGGUUUGAGUAUUUUAAAGCUAAUGGGGUGAACCUAUGGCUCGUCAAGCACCCUGCAUUCUAUAAGCUUAUUCGUGUUGGGGUUCCCAACAGAUUAAGAGGUGAGAUAUGGGAACUAUGUUCUGGAUCAAUGUAUGAAAGGUUCAUGAACAAAAACCUAUAUCAGAAGCUUCUGGAUGACCACAAGGGUGAAAAAUCACAGGCAAUUGAGGAAAUUGAAAAGGAUUUGAACAGAUCAUUGCCCGAUUAUCCUGCUUAUCAAGAACCCGAAGGUAUAGACAAAUUGAGAAAUGUGUUAGUAGCGUAUUCUUGGAAGAAUCCAGAUGUUGGCUACUGCCAGGCAAUGAACAUUGUCGUUGCUGGUUUGCUAAUAUUCAUGACUGAAGAACAAGCAUUUUGGUGUUUAUGUAAUCUCUGUGAAUUAUACGUUCCCGGAUAUUAUUCAAAAACAAUGUACGGAACACUUCUUGAUCAAAGAGUAUUUGAAGCAAUUGUGGAAUCUAAGAUGCCCGUUAUGUGGAACCAUAUUGCUAGGUUUGAUAUUCAGCUUUCUGUUGUAUCGUUACCAUGGUUCUUGUCACUAUUUUUCACUGCAAUGCCUCUUCACUUCGCUUUUAGAAUUAUGGAUAUAUUCUUCGUUAACGGUCCCAAGACUCUAUUCCAAGUGGCUCUGGCGGUAUUAAAAGUAAAUUCGGACGACUUGUUAGAAGUUGAUGAUGACGGUAUGUUCAUUGCAAUAUUAAAAAGUUAUUUCCAAAGACUAGACGAAAGCGCUCAUCCAGAAGCCAGUGAUCCUAAAUACAGGCAAGUCACCAAGUUUCAAGAGCUAUUAGUUGUUGCAUUCAAAGAAUUUGAUGUUAUCACAGAUGAACUCGUUGAGUCUGAGAGGAAUAAGUAUAAAAAGGGAAUUCUGCACGAUAUAGAGUCAUUCGCCAAAAGAACACAACUAAGAAACGUUGUGAAAGCUAUCAAUCUCACAGACGACGAAGUCUCGAACAUCUACGACAUCUACUAUCAAAGCAUCGACUCGUACAGAAUUAGUAUGGGAACAGGUUCUUCUAAAAUGGAUUUUACAUCUUUCGUACAAUUCCUAGCCAAGAUAUGUGACUGGUGUAAGGCCAGCUCUAGCGAUUUAGAUCCCAGGUUUAGAAAGCAGCGCACUGAUUUCUUGAAAAGAUUGUUCCGGAGCUGGGAUAAAGAAGGUCUCGGAGAAUUGACUUUGAACGAUGUAAUUUCUGGAUUGGAUAAAAUGAAGACAGAUGAUAUCAUGGAGUCUAUGAAUAACUUCUUCGGGCUUUACGAUGAAGAAAAUAAAGGAAAGAUCCAAAGAGAGCAAAUGUUACAAAUGUCUGAGGAUCUCCUAAUUCUAACAGAACCUUGGAAAUCAGGGCGUUGUAUUGAUCUUCUGACCCAAAGAUCUAUAGAAAACGACAUUGCGGAGAGCAUAGUGAAGAAGAACGACGGAAAAAUAGUUAGCAUAGAAGAGAUCGAGCUUCCUAAGGGUGUUGUAAUCGAUGAUGAGAAAUACAAGGCUGAACAGGCUGAAAGAUAUUUGCAUGCGGCCAGCAGCUUUUUACAACGUUGCUUCGAGUAUGCACAGCCUCUUGAGCAGGAAAUUUCUAUAGAUCUAUUAGAUUUGUCGGAUGAUAAUGAAAAUGAUGAUGAGGAAACGAGAAAGAAGAGAAACGAAAAGAAGUGGAAAAGUCUGAAGGCUAACGCUGCAUUAAAUCCGAACACCCCAUGUGUGCUAGAUCUAGCUACAUUUAGAAUGCUUGUACUUGCUGACGAAACUUACGAACAAUUCUUCGCUUACACUCUAAGACAUUCGAUCCAUGUUGACCAGCAGGUAUACGCCCUAGAAAGCAGGUCCAAAGCACUAAGAAAUGUCUUUGAUGGAUUGAUUGCUGACGGAAGGAGAGUUGCGAAUCAAGUACGGCGUAGAGUUGAUUCAGUAGCUACUCAACAAUCUGCAUCUCCAAGCCAAGAGAAACCUAUUGAUUUAGACGAUUUCACUUCUGAUCAUGCAGAAGAUGGAAUGGAGUUACUGCAUACAGAUUAUAAUUACAAUGAGUUGAUAGGUAUGGAAGAUGGUGAAGAUCAAGCAGAAAGAAAGAAACUAGAUUCUUUUGCCUUAAAUCCAUCGACAUCUAAGCAAAGCGCUUCUUCUAAAUCAAACAAUAACGAUCUCAUUGAUUUUGAAGCAUGA
Messenger RNA from Kluyveromyces marxianus DMKU3-1042, 2865 nucleotides. It is a transcript of the gene MDR1, whose product is annotated as GTPase-activating protein MDR1. Bases 1 to 2865 code for a protein of 954 amino acids. NCBI's taxonomy places the organism in Eukaryota, Fungi, Ascomycota, Saccharomycetes, Saccharomycetales, Saccharomycetaceae. The transcript has a single exon. The record is from RefSeq and is a predicted model, not a curated record. Gene Ontology annotation, molecular function: calcium ion binding.